AUGGUUGUGUUCCGGUUUGGGCUUCUGCUGUGGUGUGCUACGACACUUUCUGGUUUGGCAGCGGCGAACUCUUUACCUCUGGUCACAUGCGACGACGACAGCGUGAUGGCGGCAGCCGGCAUGGCCGUCCGUCGUAUCAAUGACAACCACAAGCAUGGCUUCAAGUUCAAUCUGCAGGAGGUCCAGAGCAGCAACUAUCAACAGUUUUCUGGAGGUUGCCAUAUCGAUGUCAACGUAAAGCUGGUGCAGACCAAAUGUCACUUCACUAACCCCAAACCUGUGAACCAAUGCAAGCUGUGGCAGCAGAAUGAGCGGGGUGCAGUGGCCACCUGCAGCGUUGAAUUUUGGGUCAUGUGGGGUGUGGCCAAAAUCACCAAAUAUGAAUGUACCACCAGGCCAGAACUUACCAAUGAAGAGGCGUUAACAACUUGUCCCGACUGCCCUCGGUUGUUGCCCCUGGACGAGCCUACUGCCGUCAAGGCGGUGCACGACGCUGUGGUCAAGUUCAACAGCGAGAGUACACGCCACAAUUACUUCACCCUGAUGGAGGUGGCUCACGUCACAACGGGGGACCUGGCAAGGAUCGGCACAAUCACCUGGCUCAAGUUCGCCCUGGUGGAGACCACGUGUCCCAGAGGGGCCAGGAGUACUUUUGUAGCCUGCGUGCCUCUCUGUCCAGACAGAGCUUAUCGUGCCUUUUGUCAAACCGCCUAUUACAACUCGUAUGGACAAGUGGGUGAACUUGACUGUGAAAUGUAUCCACCAAAAGUAAGUCAACGUAAGAAUGAAAUAUAUGUACUUGUACACCCAGAAUCCCUAAUUGUUCCUCUUGGUUCUCCACAGAUUCCUGGCCCCUACCCAACUGGUGAACCAGAGCCCAUUUGCAUGCCGUUGUUCCACCAAAGUUCAGAAGCUUGCCUCUGCAAGGACAAACUGAAAAGCCCUGAUCCGUCCCUUCAUCAUGUUUGUCCCUUCCCGCUAAAGUGA
Molecule: messenger RNA, 987 nt
Organism: Syngnathus acus (greater pipefish)
Lineage: Eukaryota; Metazoa; Chordata; Actinopteri; Syngnathiformes; Syngnathidae
Product: antihemorrhagic factor cHLP-B-like
Exons: 6
Coding region: 1-987 (328 amino acids)
Biological process (GO): negative regulation of endopeptidase activity
Cellular component (GO): extracellular region; extracellular matrix; blood microparticle
Molecular function (GO): cysteine-type endopeptidase inhibitor activity
Source: RefSeq, a predicted model, not a curated record